GAUGCUUGCCGCUUCGGCGUCGGCGAGAGGACUGGCGUCGCCAUGGCCGAGGCUCUGAUGACGAACCGCGUGCUGGAGUCGCUCGAGAUUGUCAGCCCGUGGCUCGGCGAUGGCACCGGCGUGGCGAUGGCGCGGGCGCUGAGGGUGAACAGCACCCUGAAGGAGCUGCGCCUUGCAGGGGGGCGCAUCGGCGACGAGACCGGCGUGGCCGUUGCGGGGGCGUUGAAGGCCAACGCCUCUCUCAAGUCCUUGUCGCUGGACUACUGGGGAGCCGGCGAGACGGACAGCGACGAGGAGCUCGAGGAGCCCAGCCUGGAGGGUUUUUCCAAAAGGCUUAG
Prorocentrum cordatum is the source of this 338-nucleotide messenger RNA. Lineage: Eukaryota; Dinophyceae; Prorocentrales; Prorocentraceae. The record is from the annotation of a GenBank genome assembly.